AUGCCCUCUCGCUGUAGGACUGCGCUGCAUAUCGUGACGACCACCCUCUUCGCCGCUGUGGUCCUGUUCGGGAUCCUGAUGGCCUACGUGACUGGCUACCAGUUCAUCCACACAGAGCAGCACCACCUGUCUUUCGGCCUGUACGGAGCCACCCUGUCUCUGCACCUCUUCCUCCAGAGCCUGUUUGCCUUCCUGGAGCACAGACACAUGCGCAGCUCCGCCCGGCCCCAGCACCUGCGGCGCUCCGUGGCCCUGUGCAUCGCUGCCUACCAGGAGGACCCAGACUACCUGAGGAAGUGCCUCCGCAGCGUGCGCCGCAUCUCUUUCCCCGGCCUGAAGGUGGUGCUGGUGGUGGACGGGAACAGGCCGGAGGACGGCUACAUGAUGGACAUCUUCCAGGAGGUGAUGGGUGGAGAGGACCAGGCCGGCAGCGUGGUGUGGAAGGGGAACUACCACAGUGACGGGGGCGGGGGUGGAGGGGUGGGCGGAGGGGGGGCCAGAUCAGCGUCCCUGCAUGCGGAGGAGACUGCACAUGUGGCCAGGCUGGUGAGGAACUGCCGCUACUCCUGUAUCAUGCAGGAGUGGGGAGGGAAGAGAGAGGUGAUGUACACAGCUUUCAAAGCCCUGGGAGACUCUGUGGACUAUAUGCAGGUAAGUCUCUCUCAGUGGUUGAAUUUUGUAUCAGUGUGUCCUCUGUCCUGCUUGAUAGAAAUAGGUAAUCUAAUCUCGUUGUUUUGAUGCUCUUCCAUUAGAGAACAAUAUCUCAAAGCUGCGAACACGUACACACUUGCACACACACACACACACACACACACACACACACACACACACAUCCUUUUAUACCCUUUCAGGUAUUACAUAUUAUAGCAACUGAUUGACAUUUCUGUAUUACUCCUGGGCUUGUGGAUUGUUACAAAAACAAAGAUGCAUAUUGAGCCAUACACAGUGCAUUACUGCAUUGUCAGGGUCAAAGUUCAGUUGUUCAGCUGACCCUCACCUGUGUGCUUCUGGAACACCUGUGUGCUGUCAGCAGUCUCUCAUUUCUCGCAGGUAACUUGACUGGCAUCUGAUAAAACAGUGGACCUAAAACACCUGCCGUGGCCCUAGGCUGCCGUCUUGAGUAUUUCUCACUCAUCAAUAGACAGUUAAUCACUCAUUUGUUAUUUUUAUUUUUUAUUUUUUGGUCAUUUAGCAGACGCUCUUAUCCAGAGCGACUUACAGGAGCAAUUAGGGUUAAGUGCCUUGCUUAAGGGCACAUCGACAGAUUUUUCACCUAGUCUGCUCGGGGAUUAGAACCAGCGACCUUUCGGUUACUGGCACAACGCUCUUACCCACUAAGCUCCCUGCCGCCCCGGGGAGCUUAGUGGACCACAUCAGUGUGUAUUGUAGACAUACUGUAUGAUCCCAACAGCUAUCAUAACAUGAAUAGUAAGAUCAAUAGCCUAUUGUGUGAUGGAUAAGAAAAUUAGAUUCAUCCACUGUCAAAAGCAAAUCACAUCACCACCAACUUGGCUUAAUGUCAGUUCUAUUAUAAGGAUAGAAAUAAGGCACCCAUGUGUGUGCCAUCGCAGGUGUGUGACUCAGACACAGUUCUGGACCCAGCGUGCACCAUAGAGAUGCUGAAGAUUCUAGAAGAGGAUGCAAAGGUGGGGGGAGUAGGUGGAGAUGUUCAGGUGAGAGACUUCUUUCUCUAAGAAGACCCUUCACAUUGGUGUUUUUGUCUUCCUUCCUGUACUAGUACACUGAAUCAAUCAUCAGUAACAGUUUCUCCUCUUUCUGUUUCCCUUCAGAUCCUGAAUAAGUAUGACUCGUGGAUCUCCUUCCUGAGCAGUGUGCGUUACUGGAUGGCCUUCAACGUGGAGCGGGCCUGCCAGUCCUACUUUGGCUGUGUGCAGUGUAUCAGUGGUCCCCUGGGCAUGUACCGCAACUCUCUCCUGCAGCAGUUCCUGGAGCCCUGGUAUGACCAGACCUUCUUGGGCAGCAAGUGCAGCUUCGGUGACGACCGCCACCUCACCAACCGCGUGCUCAGCUUCGGCUACAAGACCAAGUUCACCGCUCGCGCCCAGUGCCAGACUGAAACACCAACGCGCUACCUCCGCUGGCUCAACCAACAGACCCGCUGGAGCAAGUCCUACUUCAGGGAGUGGCUGUACAACGCUCUCUGGUUCCACAAGCACAGCCUCUGGAUGACCUACGAGUCUGUGGUGACAGGCUUCUUUCCCUUCUUCCUGGUUGCCACAGUGAUCCACCUGUUCUACCGUGGGCGCCUGUGGAACAUCCUUCUCUUCCUGUUGACAGUGCAGCUGGUUGGCAUGGUGAAGGCUACCUACGCCUGCUUUCUGAGGGGCAGUCUGGUCAUGAUCUUCAUGUCUCUCUACUCCCUCCUCUACAUGUCCAGCCUGCUGCCAGCCAAAAUCUUUGCCCUGCUCACUAUCAACAAGGCUGGCUGGGGCACGUCAGGGCGGAGGAAGAUUGUGGUGAACUUAAUUGGUGCAGUGCCUGUCACGGUGUGGGGUGCUGUGCUGCUGGGUGGGGUGGCAUACACCAUCUACUGUGAGACCCAGGAGCCCUUCAGUGAGACAGAGAAAGCCCUGCUCAUUGCUGGGGCCAUCCUGUAUGCCUGCUACUGGAUUAUCCUGCUGGUUCUUUACCUGGCUAUAGUGGCCAAACGCUGCAACAAGAGGGAGGAGCAAUACCACCUGCCGUAUGCAGAGGCAUAA
Messenger RNA from Coregonus sp. 'balchen', 2720 nucleotides. The record is from the annotation of a GenBank genome assembly. Lineage: Eukaryota; Metazoa; Chordata; Actinopteri; Salmoniformes; Salmonidae.